This is a messenger RNA of Aspergillus chevalieri, 1332 nucleotides long. Its product is annotated as F-box protein. The coding region runs from base 1 to 1332 and encodes 443 amino acids. The transcript has a single exon. The record is from RefSeq and is a predicted model, not a curated record. Lineage: Eukaryota; Fungi; Ascomycota; Eurotiomycetes; Eurotiales; Aspergillaceae. Gene Ontology annotation, molecular function: protein binding.
AUGACACGAUUCUCUCUUAUUCCCGUGGAAAUUCUCCACUCCAUAUUCAGUCUCCUAAACAAAUCCGACCUUUCUCGCCUAUCUCGGACGUGCAAACAAAUCCACCAACAAGCCACCCCGCGUCUCUGGAGAAGCUACUGCAACUACAACCAGCAACCUUACAAUGCAUUCUUGCGAGCUAUAGUCACCAACCCAGGUCGAGCCAAGCAUGUUGAGGAGCUUCACACAUCAAAUGUAUCCGAAGAUGACCCUCGCGAAAUCUCAGAGGACGACAUCCAAUCCUUCCAGUCGGCAGUUUCGAACCUCUUACUUCCUGACGAAUUCAAAGAUCGCCUAAAUGAGGGAAUAAAGGAAGGGUACAGCGAUCCGAUGCUGGCUCUUCUACUCUGCAAGCUACCCAAUCUGAAGAAUCUAUUCCUAUACCGACCUGAUAUCUGCGACCUGAUAUGUGAGCUUUUUGGCCACGCCAAUUCGGGCAAAUUUUCCGGUCUUGACAAGCUCCAACGAUUCUCCAUAGAGACCACUGACGUUUCCUGUGCCGUGGGAACUGUUCGGGACUAUGGAGGCGUUCUUAAUAUGGCGCACGAGGUGCAAAUCGUGCAGUUAAAUGAUGAGACAAUGAGUCCAUCCCGAUUCAAAGAGGGCUCAUCUGCAGUUGAGCAUCUUCACAUCCUCGAGAGUGGUAUGGGAACUGAUGCCAUGCGGGUGUUCGCGCAGAGUUGCAAAACACUCCGCACGUUCAAUUAUACCUUCGGGAAUGUCGAUUACUACGAUGACUAUUUCAAACCGCAGGAGGCCGUGAAAGAGCUCGAGCGUCAUAAAGACACGCUCGAGGAGCUCACGAUGCUGUACGACGAUGACCGGCUAAAGCAGUCCUGGUACGACUUGACGGCCCGCGAAUGGUACAUGGGGACUGAACUGCAACAAUUCACAAGAUUGAAGAAACUGCGGAGUGGUAUGCACAGUCUGCUGGGGCUCUUGCAUCCACAGUCUGCUGCGAUGGAGACAUAUCCCGCAAAUCCUCAGGCUGAUAGAGAAAGGCCAGAGCUAGUGGACGUGCUUCCGGCGUCAAUAGAGCACUUGACCAUAUUGUACGCCGAUGCGCGGAUCAUUCCUCACCUGCAGAAGGUUGGGGUUGCCUGCGAGAAUCGAUUUCCCAAUCUGAGAAAGGUGAUUGUGGGGUUCUGCUCUGAGUCAACGGAGAAGGAUGUUCAAUUCGAAAUCUCAGGACUGGAGUUGUCGGUGCUAUAUCAGACUCCGGAGGAGCGAGAGGCCUACGUCUAUGGCCGAAAGCCAUAUUCGUGGGUUGGGUCUCAGGCCUUCAGGGACUGA